UCUGUAUCGAGUGCGUGAAGGUAAAUAAGUUGUGUUAUUGGCGAUCUGAAAAAAAGUGAUUUGUUAGUGUUUGGCAUGUGUAACAUUGCUGACGGAUUCAAGUACAUGAUUUUUAAACUCCAUGCAUAUUUGCAUUUAUAUUUGGUCACUUAACCGACAAAAGUGAGGCAAUUGAAUCCAGGCGUGUCCAAGCUGUUAAAGAAGCCAACGUUGAUAAAGAUCCAAGACUGAAAAAACAAGACUGAGUUUCCAUCAUUUGAACAGAAACAACUGUAAUAUAAUUGCAGGAAGAAAAGAACGAGGCAUGAUUAAAUGCACAAAAUCAACACACGCUCACAAAGGCAUAGGAACGAUCUGCUGAAUUACUACGACUCAACAGCACUCCAAACAUUACACUCUUUUGAAGCAGAGCCAAAGAAGAACUGUGUGCAGUUUCCUAAACAACCUUUCAGUGAAAUGGUGGACACACAGACGUUUUCCUGGCCCAUGGGAUUUGGCCUAAGCGCUCUGGACCUAGAGGGACUUGAUGACAGCUCACACUCUCUGGACAUGAAGCCUUUCUCCAUGAUCAAUGACUAUACACCCGUCUCUGGCAUUGAGUACGCACCUAGCCCGGGCCAGAGUGAGCCGACGCACAUGACGGAUCUGACACACAUGUACAACUACAGAGCCCAAGAGAACAACUACAGAGCUCAUGAGAACAGCUAUAGACUGCAAGAGAACAGCUAUAGAGCACAGGAGAACAGCUACAGAGCACAAGAGAGCAGCUACAGAGCGCAAGAAAGCAGCUACAGAGCACAAGAGAGCUGCUACAGACCACAAGAAAGCAGCUAUAGGGCACAAGAAAGCAGCUAUAGGGCACAUGAUAUCGGCUAUAGACCACAAGAGAGCAACUACAGAACUCAGGAAGACAACUACAAAGUACAUGAAACUCAAAGUUCCAUUAAACUUGAGCCCGAGUCUCCACCACAGUAUGCAGAAGGCAGCAUGACGUUCACAAAACAACACGAAGAUCCUUCCACAUCGGCUUUAAACAUUGAGUGUCGAGUGUGUGGGGACAAAGCUUCUGGAUUCCACUAUGGUGUUCAUGCCUGUGAGGGAUGCAAGGGGUUCUUUCGCCGUACAAUUCGCCUAAAGCUAGUCUACGAUCAUUGUGCCCUGCACUGCCGCAUCCACAAGAAAAGUCGCAACAAGUGCCAGUACUGUCGCUUCCAGAAGUGCCUGAUGGUGGGAAUGUCGCAUAAUGCCAUUCGCUUUGGCCGCAUGCCCCAGGCAGAGAAGGAGAAGCUCUUGGCUGAGGUUUCUUCCGAUCUGGAGCACAUGCACCCGGAGGCGGCUGACUUAAGGGCCCUGGCCAAGCAUCUUUACGAGAGCUAUCUGAAGAACUUCCCUUUGACCAAAGCCAAGGCCAGGGCCAUCCUCUCAGGGAAAACCAGUGACAAUGCUCCGUUCGUUAUCCAUGAUAUGAAGUCUCUGCUAGAAGGGGAACAGUUCAUAAACUGUCGUCAGAUCCCACGGCAGGACCAUCAUAGGCAUCUGAGUGUGAACUCGGUUCAGUCAGACCUGCAAUGUGAGGUGGAGCUGCGAUUCUUCUACAGCUGCCAGUCACGCUCAGCCGAGGCAGUCAGCGAGGUCACAGAGUUUGCCAAGACCAUCCCGGGCUUCCUGAACCUCGACCUCAACGACCAGGUUACACUGCUCAAGUAUGCAGUCAUUGAGGUCCUCAUCAUCAUGAUGGCCCCUCUCAUGAACAAGGAUGGCACACUUAUCUCAUACGGUCAGAUCUUCAUGACACGCGAGUUCCUCAAGAGCCUGCGCAAGCCCUUCAGUGAAAUGAUGGAGCCCAAGUUUGAAUUUUCUGUCAAGUUUAACACGCUGGAGCUCGACGACAGCGACAUGGCUCUCUUCUUGGCCGUCAUUAUUCUCAGUGGAGAUCGUCCAGGCCUGCUGAAUAUGAAGCCCAUUGAGGAUCUACAGGAGAACGUUCUCCACUCACUGGAGCUCCAUCUUAAAAUGAACCACCCGGAUUCCGUCCAUCUUUUCGCCAAAGUUCUGCAGAAGAUGACUGACGUGAGGCAGAUUGUUUCCGAUCACGUUCGCUUGAUGCAGUUGCUCAAAGAGUCCGAGAUCCAAAUGUGUUUACAUCCACUGCUGCAGGAGAUCAUGAAGGACCUGUACUAGGGUCUGGAUUGGCUUGUGUUAGCUGAACAUUUAGAUGUGAUCAUGCUUUGGUUUCCUGCUAAGGGUCUUUUUUCCUGCCAUCUGUGAACAAACAGAGGAAGAUGGAGUAAUCUGUGGUGGGUUUCCCAAAAGCCUCUUGACGCUAAGAGCAACUAGGAGAGAGAGAGAGAGAGAGAGUGUUUAUUGUGCUGCUUGCUUGACCAUUUAACGAUGAUCUUUGUGCCACGGUGCUUUUGGGAAACUCACCACUAUCAGCCUGUUAGACAGAGAAGGUCACUUCUUUAAUGAGUGAAGUCCUGAUAUAAUGGGAAGACAAAUAUAUUCUAUAUUUUAUUUGGUUAAAAAAUGCACAGAAGUAUUUGGAGAAAGCUGCCUUUAAACCUGGAUUGGAAUUUUUUUUUCCCCCAAGAGAGUGCACGUUCAUUUAUCUUGCUUGCCAAAAAAGUUGGAGUUUUAAGAGUUAAUAAUAAAAAUGUCAUAAACCCAGAUUAAACCGAAAUGAUAUAAAGUUUUAAAUUCUUUGCUGAUGUGAACAGCUAAAAGUAAUAAUAUCUGUGACAGUUUUGUACGUUGUUCUCACUGGGGAAUUAUCCAUGUGAAAGCUUUAAUUUUUGAUCCUCUAAUGUUUUUGUAAAUAAAAUAAACAGAUUUAUAAUGCCAGCCUCUGUGCAGGCCUUGUCAUAGCUGUUUCGCAUUGAAAAUGGUUGAUGAAAUGCUUGAAAAAUUGUAAAUAAAUAUUUUCGCAGAA
Messenger RNA from Neoarius graeffei (lesser salmon catfish), 2929 nucleotides. RefSeq names its product peroxisome proliferator-activated receptor gamma (gene pparg). The record is from RefSeq and is a predicted model, not a curated record. The transcript is spliced from 7 exons. NCBI's taxonomy places the organism in Eukaryota, Metazoa, Chordata, Actinopteri, Siluriformes, Ariidae. Gene Ontology annotation, biological process: cell differentiation; regulation of lipid metabolic process; hormone-mediated signaling pathway. Gene Ontology annotation, cellular component: nucleus. Gene Ontology annotation, molecular function: nuclear receptor activity; RNA polymerase II cis-regulatory region sequence-specific DNA binding; zinc ion binding. The coding region runs from base 313 to 2181 and encodes 622 amino acids.